CAAGACUUGGGAGCACUCGUACGUGGUCAUGCAAUGCUGAGAAAAAAACCUUCUACAACAAUCAGUAAUGGAUUCAGAGCUAAAUUAAAACUAGAGAGGCUCUUCCUCCUCCCUUCCUCCUUUUCUCUUCUUCCUCCUCUUCUUGUUCAUCUUCUUCCCUUUCUAUGCCCAAAAAUUGAAAGAGGGUUUAGAGGCUUCCAAGCACGCUCAGGGGCUCAGGGAUAUGGGGACUUGAGCCCACUGGAUCCGCCAUAACAAGCUAUAGUUCUAGAGAUAAGUUUCAUUAUACUUGUCACUUGCGACCAAAUAUUUCUUCUCAAAAUACCGGCACUACACGCAUACUAAUAUAUCUUUUUCGAUUUUACCCCUCAUAAUUUGUGCUAUUCAACCACACAUUUAGUUAUGCAAUAUUCAACACUUGUUUUUUGGUAAUUGUUAAAGGGGUAUUUUUGUCCUAAUCUAUUCAACAAAUGAUUGCCUAAAUUUGCGUGUAUUAAGUAAAAAGUGCAAGUAUUACGAAAUCUGGGCGCAGUAAGAGUUGUUUGGUUUGCCUUAGAAGUCAAGCCAAAAUUUAGUCACGCUCAGGAAAUUUAGCUUGUGUUUGGUUCAAGACCAAAAUUUGGUCGCGUCCUGAAAAAUUAAGCCAACCAAAAAAUUUUCUAUAGCAAAGCUACUUAAGAUUUUGACGUUCGCUCGAUUUUUAGCUGGCCAAAAUUUUAACUUUAUCACAAAUCAAACACUACAACCAAACAAACCCUAUGUGUUGAGUUUGAAGUCCAGGGACUCUUCUUGUAGCAAAGCCCCUCAGUUCAAAGUUCAAACUGAAGGCAGGAACAACGGCGAGGCAGAGUUCAAACCUGAAACAAUAAAAAAUUGCAGCAAGAGGUGGCAUAUAAAAUAAAUGAAGCAUUGACACAGGCAUCGCUGCAGAGAGCCAAGCAAGCUGGGAGGGAAGGGUAGUGAAACCAGGUGUUGCUGGCUGGUGAGGUGAGGGCGGCUGAGAAGGCAGGCAGGGAGGGAGGGAGAUGAGUGCGGCGGCGGCAGCGAGUUCGGUGACCAAGUUCAUCAAGUGCGUCACCGUCGGGGAUGGGGCCGUAGGGAAGACCUGCAUGCUCAUCUGCUACACCUGCAACAAGUUCCCCACCGAUUAUAUCCCCACUGUGUUUGACAACUUCAGUGCCAAUGUCUCUGUGGAUGGGAGCAUUGUGAACUUGGGCCUCUGGGACACAGCAGGUCAGGAGGAUUACAGCAGAUUGAGGCCUCUUAGCUACAGAGGGGCUGAUGUAUUUAUCCUGUCCUUCUCUCUGGUGAGCAGAGCAAGCUAUGAGAAUGUAUUGAAGAAGUGGAUGCCAGAGCUUCGCCGGUUUUCACCUAGUGUUCCUGUAGUUCUUGUAGGAACCAAACUAGAUCUCCGUGAAGACAGAUCUUAUCUUGCUGACCAUUCCGCUGCUUCCAUCAUCACAACUGAACAGGGGGAGGAGCUCAGAAAGCAGAUAGGUGCUGUGGCCUACAUAGAAUGCAGCUCAAAGACGCAGAGGAACAUAAAGGCUGUUUUUGAUACUGCGAUCAAAGUAGUGCUUCAACCACCAAGGCGAAGAGAAGUUACCAGAAAGAAAAUGAAGACGAGCUCAAACCAAUCUGUGAGGAGGUACCUCUGUGGAAGUGCUUGUUUCACGUAAUAAGGAAGAGCGCUUUCACAAUCUUUUACUGGAUGUACUGGACAGCAGCAGCUCUGUGGAAGAACGGUACCCUUGUAGCCACUGGGAACUUCUGGUUCUCUUGUACCCUGUGAUAGGGAGCUGUUUUGCUUUCUUUCAGCUGUGAAAUAUGAAAGAAGUUUUUGCCAUUAAGUUUGUAGUUUCUACUUCCCCAGAGCUGUACCUCCAUUUACUAUGAACAACGACGGAUUAUGUAGUAGUAGUAGUAGUAGUAAUAGUAGUAAGUAUGAAGUAACCCUUCUGUACUUGUUUUAUUACCCAAUCGAUAUCGUGAGAAAAUCUUUGAAUCCUAAUGGACAGACCCGAAGGAACAGACUUAAUGUCGAUCAUAGAUCUUCCAUUGUCAUUGUCUAUCAUCAGAAAUGUCCUCA
Phragmites australis (common reed) is the source of this 2089-nucleotide messenger RNA. Its product is annotated as rac-like GTP-binding protein 1. The record is from RefSeq and is a predicted model, not a curated record. Gene Ontology annotation, biological process: cortical cytoskeleton organization; regulation of actin cytoskeleton organization; establishment or maintenance of cell polarity. Lineage: Eukaryota; Viridiplantae; Streptophyta; Magnoliopsida; Poales; Poaceae. Gene Ontology annotation, cellular component: cytoskeleton; plasma membrane; cell projection. The transcript is spliced from 9 exons. Gene Ontology annotation, molecular function: GTP binding; GTPase activity; protein kinase binding. Bases 1026 to 1679 code for a protein of 217 amino acids.